CUUUUUUUGAAUGAUCGGCAACAAAAAAAAAAAAUAAAUGUACUUGGCUUUACAUCUAGGGCUAGGUGGAUGGGUAUAGUUUUAACUUCACGAAGUUGAGCAUCAAGUUAGCAAGUUUAACUGUGCAUUAAUUCGUUUCUAUGUUUUCCUGGAUUAAUUAGCUUAGUCUUGAAUGUCAUAUGGCCUAUGGUUAGCUAAUCCAUCUAAAUUCUACAGGAAGCUUCCUAAGUUGAUUACGGACAAGACACUUCGUUUGCUUGAAAUGGAUUCUCAGAGAAUCAAAUUUCUGCAGCUAUUGAGAAGUUCUGAAGUUCCCAUUUCCAAGCUUGCCAACUCAAUUUGUGCAGAUGAAAUUGGUGGUGCUUGCAAUGUCAAAAACAAGCAUCCCUUGACCUCUUUCAACAAGAAAUUUUCAAAUACUGGAAUUAAUUAUAGGUCUUGGGCUAGGGGGGUGGAAGAUGAUCCAAGUAACAAUUCUUUAGAUCCAUUGACACUGAAAACCAAGGAGUUUAGCCGAAUAGCUGUUUCUAGGUAUAAGGAUCUUGACUUAGAGAAGCAUAAAGGAAAAAGGCCAAGAGAAGAAUAUUUGGAGUUAAGCAGUUUGAAAAGACCAAAACAAGAGCGGGCGCCUGUACCUCAAGGACAGCUUGGUAAUAAGCCUAGACGGAUUGAUGGUUUAGGAAUGCCCACACUGUCCAAACCCAAGUCAUGCCAGAGUGUUGAUAAAAUGGUAGCUAAAGCUCCGUAUUUCUUUUAUGGAAAUGUGAUGAAUUUAUCUCAAGACUGUUGGGUCAAAAUAUCACAGUUCUUGUAUGCAAUCGAGCCGGAAUUUGUAAACAGUCAGUUCUUCUCGGCCUUGAGUAGGAAGGAAGGCUACAUACACAAUCUUCCUUCCCAGAACAGGUUUCAUAUUACUCCAAAGCCGCCAAUGACAAUAGAAGCAGCAAUACCGCAUACGAAGAAAUGGUGGCCGUUGUGGGAUCCUAGGAAGCAGUUGAGCUGCAUCAGUUUUGAAAUUAAUGGAGUCUCAGAAUUAUGCGAUAGGCUUGGAAAGAUAUUGACAGAUUCCAAAGGAAUACUUUCAGCAGAAAAGCAGAGAGAUCUCCUCCAUCAGUGCAGGGCAUUAAACCUAGUGUGGGUUGGUCGUCACAAACUAGGCCCUGUAGAACCAGAACAUCUAGAGCGAAUUCUGGGUUACCCGUUGAAUCAUACUCGUGAUUCUGAGCUUAGCCUAAAGGAAAGACUUCAAUCACUCAAACAUUCCUUCCAGAUAGACACGUUGGGGUACCAUUUAUCCGUGUUAAAAUCUUUGUACCCAGGAGGACUUACUGUACUAUCAAUUUACAGUGGAAUUGGCGGUGCAGAAAUUUCUCUGCACCGUCUUGGGAUUCGCUUAAAAGGGGUGGUGUCAAUAGAGCCUUGUGAAAGAAAGCGGAAGAUUCUCAAGAAGUGGUGGCAGAGUACGGGACAAACUGGGGAGUUGGUGCAGAUUGAGGGCAUUCAAAGGCUAGCAAGUAACAAGCUUGAGAGUCUAAUUAAGCAGUUCGGCGGUUUUGACUUUAUCAUUUGUCAGAACCCGUACACUUACUCUUCAAAAAUUCCUACAAUGGCUGCAGAUGGUGACAGCGUCGGAGAUUUAGACUUCUCAUUGUUUUAUGAGUUUGUUCGUGUUUUGCAACGUGUAAGGAGUACGAUGGAGAGAAGCAAGUAACAUUUUCCCCCAUCAUGCUUGUUUCGGUAGAUAUCAAUGUAUUAUAUAAUAGUGUGUUCACAACUACUUCUCAUCAACGUUCUCUCUGUUAGCAAUAAACUGAUCAUAACCUAAUCAAUUUCCUGGUGAUAAAUCAUAAAUUAUAGCAAUUAAAU
Molecule: messenger RNA, 1866 nt
Organism: Camellia sinensis
Lineage: Eukaryota; Viridiplantae; Streptophyta; Magnoliopsida; Ericales; Theaceae
Source: RefSeq, a predicted model, not a curated record